AUGGCGGUUGUCAAACCAGAGAUGAAGUCUUAUGUCUGGCUUCAAACGGCUGGUGGUUCCAUCCAACAAGUGGAGGAAGAAGUUGCCAUGUUUUGUCCUAUGAUAUGCCGAGAAGUUCUUCAAGGCAAGGGAUCGUCCAAAAAUUAUGCUAUAUCUCUUCCUCAUCAAGUUAGCGCUGCUUCAUUAGGAUUAAUACUCGACUACUGUCGGUUUCAUCAAGUUCCAGGCCGUUCUAAUAAGGAGCGUAAAACUUAUGAUGAGAAACUUGCCAAGUCGAGUAUAAAAACAUUAUGUGAAUUGACUUCUGCUGCUGAUAGUCUUCAACUGAGGCCUCUGGUAGAUCUUACUAGUCGUGCAUUAGCUCGGAUUAUUGAAGGGAAAAGUCCAGAAGAAAUUCGAGAGACCUUCAAUUUACCUGAUGAUCUAACAGAGGAGGAGAAGUUGGAACCUUUGCGAAAUUGGGGUGAUGAUCCACAUAUUAGGCUUUUGAAUCGGUUGUAUGCAAGAAAGAGGAAAGAAUUAGAGGAGAGAAAACGACUAAAGAAUGUGGAGGUUGAAGAAGAGCACCGUACCGAUGAACGAUCGGUUGAUGACCUCUUGUCAUUUAUAAAUGGUGGAGAUAGAGAAUCUAAGGGAGUAAAAGUGCCAAAGAACAAAAAGAAAAACCGUAGGAGAAAAGAUAGACCCAAAAACUCUUCAUCAGAUAAUGUGAAUGGCAAUAGCGAUAAGGAGGCGAACCAUCAUCCUUCUGGCUGCCUGCCUGGUGAUACUGACAAGUCCUUUCCCAGCAAAAAUUUAUUGUUUCAAGAUAAGAUCGAAUUUGAUGAUGGUGAUAUGGAUGAUGAAUUAGAUCCUGCGAUGAAGGAAGAAUUGGACAGGGAGGUUGCUGAUUUUGCUCGCAGAUUGAACUCUGUCUGGCCAGAAAGGAUGCAGGAGUUUUUGUCCAUGGGUCAAGAAAGGAGACCUGUGCCAGUAUCACUGAAAGGAGAUGGUUCAGUAAAGAAUUCUUCUGGUACCAACCUCAUACAUUUCACACCUCAACCAAUCUAUGAUUGUAAAGAUCCUCCUGGAAUUGUAGAAAACUGGUACGAACACAAAGACAGGCAAGGAAAACCCAUUGUGAAAGGCUACUCCUUCGGCGAAAAUCUGGGCUGCUUGAAGGAAAACAUGCGAAGCGGCUGCCCUGAUGCCUUCCUUGUCUCCUCUGACGAAACUUUCCAGAAUGUAUGGUACUGGAAAAACGAAGCCGACUACUCCAGCCAAGACAACGUAAGGACCGAGAAACCUGCUCUUUUCACCGAACAAUCGGAAACUUGGAGGAGGAAAAAUAGGUGGGAAGGCGAUUUUUGA
This is a messenger RNA of Oldenlandia corymbosa var. corymbosa, 1350 nucleotides long. Lineage: Eukaryota; Viridiplantae; Streptophyta; Magnoliopsida; Gentianales; Rubiaceae. The record is from the annotation of a GenBank genome assembly.